Astyanax mexicanus (Mexican tetra) is the source of this 2767-nucleotide messenger RNA. It is a transcript of the gene mycla, whose product is annotated as MYCL proto-oncogene, bHLH transcription factor a. The record is from RefSeq and is a predicted model, not a curated record. Gene Ontology annotation, biological process: regulation of transcription by RNA polymerase II. Gene Ontology annotation, molecular function: RNA polymerase II cis-regulatory region sequence-specific DNA binding; protein dimerization activity; DNA-binding transcription factor activity, RNA polymerase II-specific. NCBI's taxonomy places the organism in Eukaryota, Metazoa, Chordata, Actinopteri, Characiformes, Acestrorhamphidae. Bases 323 to 1411 code for a protein of 362 amino acids. The transcript has 3 exons.
ACACAAAGACGCAGCUGUUGGCGCGAAAAGUGUGUUAGGGGUGCGGCCGCGACUGGAAACCAGACACCCGCACAGCGUCUGCUUUAUAACUGUAAUUCCCCGCACCGGGCCGCCCCGCACAGCGUGAGGGGGAGCGGGGAGAGGCUUUGUGAGCCGCGAGCUUCUCCGGCUGGUUAUUGUGUGUGUGAGGAGUUGGCCGGGACGCGCGAGCCGGCGCUUUCUUUUGUCUUCUUCUCUUCUUGUCCCGUCGCGCGGCCGUCCGUCCGGCUGCAGCGCGAGCUCACAGUAGCACACAUGAGCCGUUGGUGAAGCUUGCCCCACGAUGCCCGGACUUGGCUGUGCCAUGGCUCCUGACCAGAUCUGGCCCAUGGAGCUUGAGGCCCAGCAACACUACUUCUACUAUGAUGGGCUGGACACCGGGGAGGACUUCUACAAGUCAACAGCACCCAGCGAGGAUAUCUGGAAGAAGUUUGAGCUGCUUCCCACUCCGCCUGUGUCGCCCUCAAGGUUCGAAUUGGAGUGCCCAGGCUGGAUGGCACUGAAGCCCUCUUUCGAGGAGGAUUAUGGUUCUUCGUAUGACCUGGAGUUGGAGCCGCUGGACGUUCUGGCCAACCUGAGCUCCAUCGUAUUAAAGGACUGCAUGUGGAGCGGCCUGGCCAGUCAGCAGCUGGAGAAGGUCACCAGAGAUGCCAAGGCCGUUCCAAUGAUGAGGACUCAGCGGGUGGCACCAGUCACAGCACAUACAUACAGCAGCCCUGCCACACAGUGCGUGAACCCGGCAGCUGUGCUCAGCCUCCCAGGACAUCAUGGAAAGAAGACUGCCUCAGGCUCGUCUGGCUCAGACUCUCACUCAGACUCAUCCGAUGAUGAUGAAAUAGACGUGGUGACCGUGGACAACAGGCCCAAACGUGGUCGCCCUCCUGGCCGCCGAACCCCAGUUACCAUUGCGGUCAGUGCUGACCCCCACGGGCCCUGUCCCAAACACUUCCACAUCUCGCUGCACAGGCAGCAGCACAACUACGCCGCCCCGUCACCAGAGUCUGACCACGAAGAAGAGGAUCAUCUAGAACCUGAGGAAAAAAGAGCCAGACUGGAGUGCUCGUCUUCAUCUUCGUCUUCAUCUCCCCUCUCUUCUCCCGCCAGCUCAGACUCUGAGGACGCCACAGAGCAGCGGCGGAACUUUCUAGAGAGGAAAAGAAGGGACAAUCUUCGCUCUCGUUUCCAGGCGCUUCGUGGAGAAAUCCCAGGACUUUCAGAAUGCGCCAAGACCUCAAAAGUAGCCAUCCUGACCCGGGCCACAGAAUAUCUGACGCAGCUUAGGGCAUGCGAGCGAAGACAAAAUCAAGAGAGGAAAAAGCUCAAGGCAAAACAGCAGCAGCUGCUCCGUAAAAUCAGUGCGCUGAAGAACUGAUUAAGUGACCGUUUGGACUAGUCCGGUGGUCAGAGACUGUAAAGGGAUUGCUUCACAAAGCAGUCUAAACCAAAAUAAACCAAAAGUCAGUCCUGUUCAGUAGCAGGAGAGCUAAAGGACACCUCUGUUUUUGGAACUCUUGGCUCAGGUCCAGGUUGGUUAACUGGAUUUGGUUAAGUUGGAGCAACAAUUGUACCUGUCCGAUACAAACACCCUUUAUGUCCCUUAUUUUUUCAUGCUGGACAGGUUUUUAUUCUGGAUUAUCUAUCAGGUUAACUAAUGGAUCCUGUUGAAAUGCACAUCUGUCUAAACUCAACAUCUAGUUUAAUUCCUGCUUUAUUUUGGACAGUUCGGAUUAAAACGCUAAUGUAAAAAGGAGCAAAACAGAUCCAGCUAGCCUAUUGCCUUCAUUAGCUGGGCUGGAUUUGCCUGAAACUGCAGGUGUUCUUGGUCUGUAAUUCCCUAUUUGUUAUACUCGUCAUUCAUAAAUUGGUCUAAUGAUUAAAACAAGAGCUGCAGGAAGGUUCUUUCCAACCUGGGGGACUUUGCACCUUCUGACCAUUAAAGGUUCUGAAAAUGUUUGUUCCUUUUGCUCAUCGCUGUAGUGAUAUGGGUAGUGAAGGGUAAUUGGUUUCAGGGUGGGGGAACUCACUAACUGAAUGCUCCUCAAGGAUGUCCCAGUUAGCUCUGUAAUUUGACCAUGUGUCCAACCCAAUUGCUGUAUGCUGCAUCUGCACUGCAUAUUGCGCUUAUUGAAAUUGGCAUGUAAAAAUCCUGGAGUAUUCCUUUAAUCCAAAAGUCAGUGGAAGGACUUUUGGAUGAUCCUCAUUUUGGGCUAAGUCCAGUAACUAACUAAAAAAAAUCCUGUUUGAGUACAUUCUUAUUGCAGGUAAACAUGUGUGAAAUGGUUGAGCAAACCUUCCAACUCAGGAGAAAAAUGAUAGCAGGCUUGUGUGUGUGAGUGUGAAUGUGUGCAUGUGAGAGACCGUAAAUGGAAUUUAGUGACUGUUUUGAGUGCUAGUGUGCUUCUGAUCGUGUGUGUUUGGGUAAGUGUUAUUCAUGCAGGGGACACUCUAAGUGAUUGUGUUGAUCUAAGAUCAUGCUUUGCCAGAAUUUACCUCAUUUCUAUCUGUGUGCAGGUCUAACAUCAGUGGAGUUGCACAUGCUUGUUUAUAUAAAGAGAUGAAUUAUGUUUCUUUUGUACAUAAGAAUCUACACAUUUGGACUGUAUUGUAAAUAUUCACCUGGGUGGCUUCCUCACUUCGUACAGAAUCUACCUAAGAGCAUCACAGAUUCUAUUUUGCUAAAAAAAUAAAUGCAUUAAAAAAAGCUGCUAAUGUGGUCUUGUUCAUUUGA